Rosa rugosa (rugosa rose) is the source of this 375-nucleotide messenger RNA. RefSeq lists its product as uncharacterized. The transcript has a single exon. The record is from RefSeq and is a predicted model, not a curated record. Gene Ontology annotation, molecular function: nucleic acid binding; RNA-DNA hybrid ribonuclease activity. Bases 1 to 375 code for a protein of 124 amino acids. NCBI's taxonomy places the organism in Eukaryota, Viridiplantae, Streptophyta, Magnoliopsida, Rosales, Rosaceae.
AUGAACUUUGAUGGAUAUGUUAGGAAUGGAAAUGCUACGAUUGGUUUUGUUAUUCGUAAUGCAGAUGACAAUCCUUUGUUCGCUGCUAAUAGGAUGAUUGGCAAUGCUAAUGUUCUUGUGGCUGAAGCGACUGCUUUAAGAGAUGGUCUACAGACUGCUCUUCUGCACCAUUAUUCAAAUAUUGUUGUUGAAGGCGACUCCAAGCUGCUAAUUGAUUGUAUCCAAGGCAGCUAUGAAGUUCCAUGGAGAAUUAGGCUGAUGAUCCAAGAUAUCAAGCAACUAGCACAACAAUUUGAGGUCAUCAUUUUCCGACAUAUUUAUAGAGAGGCAAAUUUUGUAACAGAUCAUCUAACAACUUUGGCUCAUAAUUCUUAG